Molecule: messenger RNA, 1671 nt
Organism: Diversispora eburnea
Lineage: Eukaryota; Fungi; Glomeromycota; Glomeromycetes; Diversisporales; Diversisporaceae
Source: the annotation of a GenBank genome assembly
AUGGAAAACAUUUUUGAUGGUUUAUCGAUACAUAAAAAUUUCAUACUUAAAAGAGUAUUUUAUAUUAUAAAAUUUGGCGGUAAACGAUAUUAUUCUUCCGUACAACCAACUUCCGCAGUACGAGUUCGUUUUGCUCCUAGUCCUACUGGAUAUCUUCACCUGGGAGGUUUAAGAACUGCUUUAUUUAAUUUUUUAUUAGCUAGAAAAACAGGAGGUACAUUUAUAUUAAGAAUUGAAGAUACAGAUAGAACUCGUUAUGUUCCUGGAGCAGUUGAAAAGUUGAUUUCUACAUUGAAAUGGGUUGGAUUAAGGCCUGGUAUGACAACAUUUUAUGGUUCUUGUUAUCAGUCAGAGAGAACAGAAAUAUACAAAGAAUAUGUGAACAAGCUUCUUAAAGACGGAAAUGCGUAUAGAUGUUUUUGUACUUCCGAAAGACUUCAAAAUAUGAGGUUGAUGGCUCAAAAAGUUGGUAAAGGUGUUGCAUACGAUCGCCAUUGUUCAUAUUUGAGUCAAAGUGAAAUUGAACAAAAUAUAUCGCAAGGUAUUCCUUUUACGAUUCGACUAAAGACACCGGAUAGUGCCGUAACAGUAAAAGAUCUAAUUCGCGGCAAAGUGGAAUUUGAUAAAAAUCAUAUCGAUGAUACAAUUCUUUUGAAAAGUGACGGUUACCCGACGUAUCAUUUAGCGAAUGUUAUUGAUGAUCAUUUAAUGAAAAUCACACACGUAUUACGUGGAGAGGAAUGGCUUCCUUCUACACCUAAACAUAUGAUUCUUUACCAAUCACUUGGUUGGGAUAUUCCAAAAUUUGUUCAUCUUCCAUUAUUACUUAAUAUCAAUAAAUCAAAGUUAUCAAAACGAACUGGAGAUUCUCAUGUGGAAGAAUUUGCGAAACUAGGAUAUUUGCCUGAAGCUUUAAUAAAUUUUGUCGCAUUAUUAGGAUGGAGUUCUCCUUAUGAAAGAAAAGAUGAGAUUUUCACUUUGAAUGAAUUAAUUUCUGAGUUUUCUAUAAAUAAUCUUGGUCAUUCAAAUAGUAUAGUAUCAAUUGAGAAAUUAAAUUUUUUGAAUAAACAACAUUUAUUACUUAAAUCAAAAUCUCCCGAAGGUUUAUCUCAAUUAACAGCUUCAUUAAGAGAACUUGUGAAUGAAAAAUUUAGAGAGAGACUUGAAGAUGAAUAUUUAGCACUUGUUAUUAAGACAAUUCUACAACGAAUGCACAAUUUAAGUGAUAUUCCAGAAUUAUGUAAAUAUUUCUUUGUUGAUCCCGAUUAUUCUUCGUCAGAAUCAAUUCAUUUGAGAUCAUUAUUCACCGAUGAUGCUUUGAAGAAAGUAGCGACAAUUGCUUACGAACAAUUUCGAAAACUUGAAAAUUUUGAAUAUCAUGAUGAUGAAAAAAUUAAAAAAACGAUUAAAGAUAUUUGCAAUUCAUCUAAAAUAAAACAAUCAGAAGUUAUGAUGAUUUUAAGAUAUAUUUUUACAGGAAUCAAGGUUGGAGCUGGUAUUGCCGAGACAAUUAAAGCAAUCGGGAAAAAAACAUCCGUGGAACGUUUAAAUAAGAUACUCGCUUCUUUUGACUCUUUAAAUUCAAAUGACGAUAGCAAUACCUUAAAUACGAAAGAUAAUGAAAGUAUUGAAGAAAACGAUACUUUAAAGAUUAAACAAAGUAAUCUUUGA